This is a messenger RNA of Suillus bovinus, 1487 nucleotides long. RefSeq names its product UV excision repair protein Rad23. Gene Ontology annotation, cellular component: cytosol; nucleoplasm. The record is from RefSeq and is a predicted model, not a curated record. The transcript is spliced from 8 exons. Lineage: Eukaryota; Fungi; Basidiomycota; Agaricomycetes; Boletales; Suillaceae. Gene Ontology annotation, molecular function: polyubiquitin modification-dependent protein binding; ubiquitin binding; proteasome binding. Gene Ontology annotation, biological process: proteasome-mediated ubiquitin-dependent protein catabolic process; nucleotide-excision repair. Bases 134 to 1291 code for a protein of 385 amino acids.
AUCAUCACAAAGCGUGACAAGAUAGUAAAACGCGUCAGUCUGCUCUUGAAGCUCAGAUCACCAUCGGUAAGACAUCGACAAGCUCAAAGACCGAAAUUCGAUUGUAGCCGUAUCAGAUUAUUAAUUUUCCAUCAUGAAGUUAACGAUAAAGACGCUCCAGCAGAAGAUAUUCCAGCUCGAAGCCGAGGGGUCAGAAACCAUCGCAGAUCUGAAGCAGAAGAUAUCCAACACACAGGGACACCCUGUAGAAAGCCAAAAGCUCAUAUUUUCUGGCAAGAUUCUUACAGAUGACAAGACGGUUGCGUCGUGCGAGAUCAAGGAAAAGGACUUUUUGGUAUUGAUGGUUUCAAAGUCUAAACCUACGCCAGCUCAACCUCCCCCGGUAAUUGCCUCGGCAUCAACAUCGACGCCACAGCCAGAGACUACCGCACCCGCCCCGGCAGCACCUCAAGUUCUAGCAUCAGCACCAGCAGCACCAGCACCAGCACCUGUCGCGCCAUCUGCCCCUUCUGCUGCCCCCGCAGUAACGGCUGACGGCAGCUUUUUGACUGGAGAAGCACUCCAGUUGACAAUCAGUAAUAUGGUUGAGAUGGGCUUCGAACGUGAACAAGUCAUUCGUGCGCUGAGAGCCAGUUUUAACAACCCUGAUCGUGCUGUCGAAUACUUGAUGACGGGCAUUCCUGCGCAUCUCAUGCAUGAAGCAGCAGGUCCCGCCGCGCCACCAGCGCAGACGGGAGGUGUAGCACCCACUACUCCUGCCGCACCUGCACCCGCCGCACCCACAGCCCAGCCUGCCCCAGUUGCCCCAACUGGUCAACCCCAGAAUUUGUUUCAACUUGCGCAACAACAGCAGCAGCAGCAACCUGGUGGCAGAGGUACGGCAACUGCCGGUGUGGGAGCUGGAGCUGGUGAAAUUGAUCUAGAGGCCCUUCGAAACCACCCCCAAGUUCAGCAAUUGCGUCAGCUGGUCCAAACUAACCCAAAUCUGCUUGCGCCAUUAGUUCAGCAAAUUAUGGAGCAAAAUCCACACCUUGGACAACUAUUGGAAAGUAACCCGGAAGCAUUAAUGCAUUUGCUUAAUGGGGGUGACGAUGCUGAAGGCGAUGGUGUUGUGCCACCCGGCGCACAAGUAAUACAUAUUACGCCGGAGGAGCAGGCUGCGAUUGGUCGUUUGGAGGCUUUGGGUUUCUCGCGCCAGAAAGCUGCUGAAGCAUAUCUGGCGUGCGAUAAGAAUGAGGAACUUGCAGCCAAUUACUUGUUUGAGACAGGUUUUGAUGAUGAUGAGGACUAAUGAUGGACUGUAACGUCUGGAUGGAGUUGUGACCCUGCAUCAAAAUGACCUAUUUAUUGUUGAAGGAGUGCUUCAGCUCGCGGGGUGAUCAGAGAAUAGGCGUUUCUGGUAUAACCGAAGUACCUUAGCCCUGCCUAUUAAGCUUCAGUGUGUCCAAGUCAACCCGCGGAGUCAUAAUGCAAACAUUGUACUAUAG